Conger conger (European conger) is the source of this 1192-nucleotide messenger RNA. RefSeq names its product transmembrane protein 59-like (gene tmem59l). Lineage: Eukaryota; Metazoa; Chordata; Actinopteri; Anguilliformes; Congridae. The record is from RefSeq and is a predicted model, not a curated record.
CGGAGUGACGACAUCACGGACCCAUAGCACAAGAUUAGUAGAGGAGGCUGUUACCGAGACCAAGCGGCAGUUUACAGAGAUAGAGAGCCCACUAAAGCGCCAGUGCUCGCCGAUACUGUGGGUUACAGAGUCCUGCUUCGCGAUGCUUCAGUUCGGCGGCAGGGUGUGUGGUGUCCCCGUUCUCGUCUCGCUGAUUCUGGCGGGGCUGGCGGCCGCCUCUUCUGAUCUGUUUGAUAACGACCUAGGCGACAUCAAUUACUGCAAAAAGCAAUGCCAGAUCACCAUCAAAAACAAAAGCCCGUCUAAACUGCAGGACACCGUACUCAACGCCUGCCACCGGGGCUGCCGUCUUUUCUCCAUCUGCCAGUUCGUGAACGGCAACGCCGGCUUCAACACCAGCAGGGAAGAGUGUCAGGGAGCCUGCCAGGAGGCCUACAGCAGGCAACUGGACCAGGAGGCCUGUAGCACGGGCUGUGGGAACCAGCCGACCGAAACGGAGAGCAUGAGGAGGCGGCUGAAAGCGAUGACGCGUCGCACAAAGCCCGUCUCCGUCAUGGAGGCCCUGUCCAGCUGGUGCAACGACAUCGUCAGCUCCGCCCAGAGCUUCAUCUCCUCCACCUGGACCUUCUACCUGCAGGCGGACGACGGCAAGGUGGUGGUGUUCCAGAGCCAGCCGGAGAUUGAGUACUCUCUGCCCGAGCUUCAAGCCCCCAGGUCCGAUGUGGCUGACAAGCCUUGGCCCCCGGUGAACUCCCACACACAAAGACCCCAUACCGGCUCCAGGCAGCGAGGGGAGAAGGCCGCGGCCAGGGCAGGGGGUAAAGGGAAACACGUGAACCAGCACGCUGAGGACCCUGCCGCCGAGCACGACUUCCUGGGCUGCAUGUCACGUCGCUCCGGGCUGCCUCGCUGGAUUCUGGCCGCCUGCCUCUUCCUGUCCAUCAUGGUCAUGCUGUGGCUGAGCUGUGCCAGCUGGUCACUGCGCCCCGACCAGCACAUUAAGACCCAGCUGAGCAUCAACGGAGACAAAGAGUUCCUGGACGAUGUCCAAAAAGUCACCCCUUACCCUUUGGCCCCUGUGAUUGCUGUGGCCAUCAGCCAAUCGGAUGAAGGUGAGGAGGCGGGACCGCUGCCGGUGAAGGUUGACCUGAACAAGACCGUUCUCUGAGUGGCCAAUGAGGUCAGGCCAUGG